UAGAUCGCGUCACGAACACGUGAGUACAGCAGGAGCUGAGAAGUGUAGCUAUCCAGUCAUUGCAUGCUCAAACAGCGCAGAUUUAUAUCCAGAGUUAUAUGCGUCGCUAACAUGGGCAGGAGAAAUAAAAACAGACCACAGCAGUACCGAGAUGGAAGACCAGAAGGGAAAAGGAGCAGAGAUGAUGCUGCUUGGGGAGCUGGAUAUGCUGAUAUCGUCAAGGAAAACAAACUCUUUGAGCAUUACUAUAAAGAGUUGAAGAUUGUUCCAGAUGGAGAGUUUGAGGAGUUCAUUGAGGCCAUGAGGGAGCCACUGCCAGCUACGAUACGGAUAACAGGAUACAAGAGUCAUGCGAAAGAAAUCCUUCAUACCCUCAAAGAGAAAUACUUCAAGGAGGUUCAAGAUCUUGAGGUCGAUGGGCAGAAAAUUGAGGCUCCUCAGUCCUUAAGUUGGUAUCCCGAUGAACUGGCAUGGCAUACAAAUCUGAGCAGAAAGAUCCUCCGCAAAUCUCCCCUUCUGGAGAAAUUCCACCAGUUCUUGGUCAGCGAAACUGAAUCGGGAAAUAUUAGCAGACAGGAAGCAGUCAGUAUGAUUCCUCCUCUUCUACUGAAAAUUGAGCCUCAACAUAAGAUUCUGGACAUGUGUGCAGCUCCAGGAUCAAAGACGGCUCAACUAAUAGAGAUGCUUCACUCUGACAUGGAUGUGCCUUUCCCCGAGGGUUUUGUAAUUGCCAACGAUGUGGAUAACAAGCGAUGUUACUUGCUGGUUCAUCAGGCCAAAAGAUUAAACAGUCCCUGUAUUAUGGUGGUCAACCAUGACGCCUCUAGCAUUCCACGUCUGCACUUUGAUAACAAUGGGAAGAAAGACAUCCUGUUUUAUGACCGAAUCCUAUGUGAUGUACCUUGCAGUGGAGACGGAACCAUGAGGAAGAACAUUGAUGUGUGGAAAAAAUGGACAACCAGCAACAGCCUGCAUCUCCAUGGGCUUCAGUUGCGGAUCGCAGUGCGUGGGGUGGAGCAGCUGGCUGUAGGGGGCAGAAUGGUUUACUCCACCUGCUCUCUGAACCCCAUCGAGGAUGAAGCUGUUAUUGCCGCCCUGCUGGAGAAAAGUGAAGGUUCUUUAGAGUUAGCAGAUGCCUCUCCAGAUCUCCCAGGACUCAAAUAUAUGCCUGGAAUUACAUCUUGGAAAGUAAUGACCAAAGAAGGUCAGUGGUUCUCUGACUUUUUAAAAGUGCCAACGAGUCGACACACACAGAUCAGACCCACCAUGUUUCCACCAUUAGACACGGAGAAGCUGGCAGAAAUGAGACUGGAGAGAUGUGUGAGGAUACUGCCUCACCACCAGAACACGGGUGGGUUUUUUGUGGCUGUGUUGGUGAAAAAGGCUCCAAUGCCAUGGAACCGCCGUCAUCCAAAGCUCCGUAAUAAGGAAGUGAGCUCCUCUGGUGAAGUGGCUCCUGUGGAGGAGCUGCAGAUGGACGAAUCCCCCACUGACGUCCCACCGGCAGACGGACCCUCUACUGACGCCCCUGUGGAGGCGCAGGAGGGGGAGAGAAACCCGUCUGUCCCUGAGACACCAGAGCCCGUAGAGGUCAAGAAAGAUAAUGUCUGUGGCCCUCCUCCUCCAAAGAAGAUGAAACUCUUCGGCUUCAAAGAAGAUCCUUUUGUGUUUCUGACAGAGGAUGACCCCAUCUUUCCUCCCAUCCAAUCUUUCUACGACCUUUCUCCAAAUUUCCCCAAGCUUAAUGUGUUGACUCGAACCCAUGAAGGGAAGAAGAGGCACCUGUACAUGGUCUCCAAAGAGCUGCGCAAUGUCCUCCUGAACAACAGUGAACGAAUGAAGGUUAUAAACACAGGAGUGAAGGUCUUGUCCAGAAAUAAUGACGGAGAACAGUUUGGUUGUGCUUUCAGACUGGCACAGGAGGGUGUUUACACUUUGUGCCCGUACAUCAGAGCCCGAAUCAUCAACAUUAGCGUGGAGGACGUGAAAGUUCUGCUCACACAGGAAAACCCUUUCCUCAGCAAACUUGGAGAUGAUGCUCACAUGCAGGCUAAGAAACUUGAAAUGGGCAGCAUUGUUUUGCGAUACCUACCAGAUCCAAAGGAUCUCGAGGCUCCUCAGUGCCCGAUAGAUUUGUGUGGAUGGAGGGGCAAAACAUCCAUCAGGGCUUUCGUCUCACGUAAUGAGCGUCUCCAUUACCUCCGUAUGGUGGGAGUGGAAGUGUUUCGCGACAAACAGGGCAAGAGGAACGACGGUCAAACUGAAACCCAGGAAGGAAGCACUGAAGAUGCUGAGGGCCAAGAGGUGGAUCUUGUGGAACAGGAAGGUGCAGAAACGGAGAAAAACUCUUCAGGGUCAAAUGCUAAUGACACAGAACUUGCUAGCAGCACUUGUAAUGGGCCUACGAGUUAGUUAGCUUAUGGAUUAGCAUGGGUCAGGAAAAAACAUGAGGCCUGAUUUGGAAACAAAAGUAAUUUUAUUUUAUCAGAACAUUUUUUUAAAUAUUGAUUAAAGCAUUUGCUGUUUGAUAUGUUUUUUUUAUCAUUUUGUUUUUAUUCUUGUUUGUUCAGAGUCUAAAAGCUGGACUCCAGUUCGGUCCUACAAUUUAUUUAGUUGGUAACACUUUACAGUAAGGUUUUAUUAGUUUAUUGUAUUUACGAUUAUAUCCAAACAAUCAACAAUACAUUUAUUACUGUAUUUAGUCAUCUUUAUAAACUGUAAUUAAUGAACAUUUGUGAUUUAAUACAUGCUGUACAAGUAUGGUUCGUUUGAAGUUAAUUUGAGUAAAUCGUUUAAAAAAAAAAACGUCAACCAAUGGAA
Danio aesculapii is the source of this 2820-nucleotide messenger RNA. Its product is annotated as RNA cytosine-C(5)-methyltransferase NSUN2-like. Bases 64 to 2412 code for a protein of 782 amino acids. Gene Ontology annotation, molecular function: tRNA (cytidine-N5)-methyltransferase activity; tRNA binding. The record is from RefSeq and is a predicted model, not a curated record. Gene Ontology annotation, biological process: tRNA methylation. NCBI's taxonomy places the organism in Eukaryota, Metazoa, Chordata, Actinopteri, Cypriniformes, Danionidae. The transcript has 19 exons. Gene Ontology annotation, cellular component: cytoplasm; nucleus.